AUGGUCUUUUUUAUUUCCUUCUGGGAGAAUGAGCGUCAGGAGCAAAAGAAAGGAGUGGACUAUCAAGCACUGCUUUCCGCACGAAAUGGUGAACUCGACCAGCCAAUCAAAGAAGUAUGGUCAUGCAAUACGAAUCGAAGGGUUAGGGAGGUGUCUGACGAGGCUGAAGGAGCUGCUGUUCUCAAGGUUGAGGGCGAGGUCGACAAGAAAGAGAAGAAAACAAGAUCAAAAUGUAUGUCAAAAGAAGAGGGAAAAAUCGGACAAGGAAACAAGAGCAGGCAGGUAGGCAACCGGGUUGUUUGCCCCGGGCUGGCAAGGACAGGGAAGGAUAGCUAUUUUGGAGACUGGAGACAGCUGGACUGGGCCACUGGGAGAGGAGAAGCCAGGCCUGAAACUCCUUGGGAGCCCGGCUACAGUCAACUCCUGCGCAACCUGUGGCUUCCAGAACAAGCGGGGGCAGCCGUGCCCCAUAAAGCGUGUCAUUCCCUUAGCUAA
Messenger RNA from Nannizzia gypsea CBS 118893, 495 nucleotides. RefSeq lists its product as hypothetical. The record is from RefSeq and is a predicted model, not a curated record. Lineage: Eukaryota; Fungi; Ascomycota; Eurotiomycetes; Onygenales; Arthrodermataceae. Bases 1 to 495 code for a protein of 164 amino acids. The transcript is spliced from 2 exons.